AUGAUCUUAUCAUCGAAUAAUCAUUUUCAAGCUGAAAAUAUCUAUCAUUUCCUGCUACAGCAACCAUGGGCAAUGGUAGUGCUAAUAUCAAGUGCAGUUUACAUCGUAGUACUACCAAUCUGUGGCAUUUUGUUCUUUUGUGAUUCAUGCAGUUGUGCUACUGCUGAUUCAUUAUCAUCGUCUGAAGCUUUAGAAAUUACCGAAGAGAGUAAAACAUCGAAAUAUCUAUUUGCAUUAAGUCUAACAAUGAUGACAAUAGUAAUCGCUGUAAUUCUAAUGCUAAUGAUUGUUUAUAUCGAGAGUGUUAGUUAUGCUAUAAUUGGAUCGAAUGAAAUCGAUCGAUCAAUGGAUGCUAUUUAUGCAGAUAUCAAUCUUCUCACUAAUACUACAUUCACUGAUCUAACUUGCAAGCUGAAUGAAACAUUCAAAAAAUUGUCUGCUCGAAUUAAUAUUUCCAUUCAUCGAUUACCAAACAAAAUAUUUGCAUCACUUAAACAGCACUGUCCGAUCAUAUCACUGCCACAGGUGAUUGAAAGAUUUCAAAUCAAAAAUGUCACCAAUUUCAUAGGUAAUAUCACACUAGCAAUCAAAUCAACGAAAUCAUUGGCAAAUAAUUUACCGAAAACUCUAUAUCAGCAAUCAUCUAUGCAAAAUAUGAUCGAUACAUUAGAAAUGAUUGAAAAUCAUUUGAUAACUUUAUUACAGCAGUACAAUGAUAUAUACAAAGCAGCAAAUAAUACACGGAAUAAUGUUGAAUUUUAUUCGGACGAUAUCAUCAAAAUGAUUAGCUUAACAUUAAAGCCAUCAAACAGUUUUAUUAAUGUCACAUUGAGAAAAAACAAUUUGAUUAUUAUGAAGAUGGGACAAAUAAUUUCUAAUUUACAUUUCAUCAUUCAAGAAGGAUAUCAGAAAAUCAAUAAUUUAAUAAAAACACCUCUAAAGAAUCCAGCAUUUAAAGCAGCAAUUUUUUCAAUUUCUAUUUUUGCAAUUGUUCCAGUACUACUUGUUAUUAUACCAUCAAUUAUAGUAAUAACUUGUGGUAUAUAUAUGCUGAUAAGAAAUGAUAGGUAUCGUUUUGCUCAACAGGCAAACUGGAGAUGUGCCGGUUUAUGGUCUUUGCAAACCGCUGGAGCAGCAUUUUUUACCGGAUGGAUUACGAUGUUAAUUGCAAGCAUAACAUUCAUGGGUGGCUUUAGUGUGGAAACUAUUUGUCAACCAUUUUUUCACGACAAACAAAUGCAUUUGUAUCGUUCAUGGUAUUUUAAUCGUGCUGUCACAAAUUUGAUUAAUUUCUCUAAAUUAACCGCUGGUAUUGGCGAAUUUCUUUAUCAGUGCAAAAAUCACAAGUCGAUAUUAUCAGCAUUGAAAAUGGAAUCUUUCUUGCAAUAUUAUGAACAAAUGCAUAUGAAAUAUUUACCGAAUGCUGCAGAGCAUACUAAAAAGCUAAUUGAAAGAAAGUUCAUUAGGUCAAGUUUAUAUGAGAGCCAAAUCCGUGAAUUUAAUAAUACUUCCAAAGAAUUGGUUAAAUUGAAAGAGAAUUUAUUCAACUAUGUCGUUCCUUUAAGUAUCGCUGAACAAGAGCAAUUAUUAAACGUUUCAUUUGCAAAUGUUAAGGGUCAAAUGAUUGAGUUGCUUAAAAUAAUGACAGAAAUGGAAAAAAAUGUGAUUGAAGUCGUUAAGCGUUCUUUGAAUUCUGAAAAUUUCACACUCAUUGCACAACAAACAAUUUCAUAUGAAUAUAAUUUAACAAUUAACGAUAUUUCUCGUCGCGUGUUGUACGCAAAGUUUCAUUUGCUAAAUGGUUCAUUCAUAUGUCGACCAUUUUAUGAUACCUUAGUUAAUGUGGGUACUAUAUUUUGUAAACAGUUCAGUAGACCAAUCCAUGGAAUUUGGUCAUCUGCUGCUAUCAUAGCAAUAUGCUUUCUAGCUAUUAUUAUAAUUGUUUUAUGUAUAUCAACCUUUUUCUUUUCUUUAAAUAACAAUUUCGAACGAAGGUCACAAAAUAGAUAUGAUCUAAACAUAAGGAGAGGUAACGAAAGAAACUUCCGCAACCUUCAAAGAGAGAAUAACUUUAGUGAUACGGAAACAAGUUCAACGAUAACAUAUUAA
This is a messenger RNA of Brugia malayi, 2109 nucleotides long. RefSeq lists its product as uncharacterized. NCBI's taxonomy places the organism in Eukaryota, Metazoa, Nematoda, Chromadorea, Rhabditida, Onchocercidae. The record is from RefSeq and is a predicted model, not a curated record. The transcript is spliced from 16 exons. Bases 1 to 2109 code for a protein of 702 amino acids.